AUGGCCAUCGGGCGGCUGUGGCGUGAAACUGUUUUCUGUCAGCUGGGCACCAUCGGGGAAGACUCCGACGAGACCUUUUUUCAUAUCGGGUACACUCUCUUUCUCCCUGACGAGACGAAGCCUGUCAUAGGUCGCCCGCCACCCCCGUACCCCCUUGACGAGCUCACGAAGCGUCGCGUCGCCUCCCUCACCCACUGGCUCUCCGAAUCCUGCGCACGCAUCCUCAGUGGCCCCAUGGUAUCCGACAUCGCCCCCUACGGCGGCGAACACCCGAUCCCGGUCUCGGACCGCAAGCUGCGGUGCAUGCUUACGGACCCGUGGCUUGUCAGCCUCGAUCCCGUGCUCGCGACCGCGCUGCACUCCCCCGUGCUCACCGCGCUCCCGUCCGGCUUCGCGCGCACGUGCGCGACGACAUCGCCGUGUCACCCGCUCGCGUGGUGGUCGCCACAGGCGCCAUUGCAGCCGUGCACGCUCCUCGUCCUGUACCGCGCGGACGUCGUCGCUCUCAGCUCGCUCGUCGAGGCCGAGUCGGUCCGGCGCGUGUUUGGGGACCGGCCGACAGCGCCGGUGCCAGGGACGGUGUUCGUGCUCACCGGGCUCGAGUACGUGCACCGCAGCAAGUGCGUGCAGGUCAGGAUGAGCCCCGCGCGGGUGGCACGGACGCGGAAGGAGAAGCGGAGCGCGGUGCUGUGCCGAGACGACGAUGGGUCCCAAAAGCUUAGGGUUUGA
Molecule: messenger RNA, 729 nt
Organism: Epithele typhae
Lineage: Eukaryota; Fungi; Basidiomycota; Agaricomycetes; Polyporales; Epitheliaceae
Exons: 6
Coding region: 1-729 (242 amino acids)
Source: RefSeq, a predicted model, not a curated record